GACCAGUUUUUGUACAUAACCUGCCAAGAUGGGACCAAGGAGAAUAUAUAAGUGCUGCAUAUGAGAACCUCUCUCAUCCCCCUCGCCUCAGCAAAACGCUGGCCUGUGUUCCAUCCUUUAACCAGUCAUCACCCAGGAAGUCCACAGCCAUGAAGACCGCGCUGCAAGAGAUGACUCAGUACUGGAGGCUGUACCUGUUGACACUAGUGCUUGGCGUUGGGGGAUCACUCCAGUAUGGAGUUCAAGUUUCCAUCAUGGCCUCGCCUGCUGAGCACGUCCAGAGCUUUGUGAACCAGACAUGGCUGGGCAGGUAUGACAUCCCUGUGGGAGAGUCCACCAACACCCUCAUAUGGUCAUUCAUCGUGUCCAUCUUCAGCCUUGGGGGUUGGGCUGGGGCUGUCCACAGUGGCAGCCUUCCAGUCAAAUAUGGACGGAAGAAGGCCCUCCUCUUUAACAAUGUGGUGGCCAUCGUUGCAGCUGUGUUUAUGAUCAUGAGCCGGACAGCUAAAUCAUUUGAGAUGAUCUUGAUUGGUAGAUUUUUGUAUGGAUACAACGUUGGUCUGGGGCUAAGUGUGCACCUGAUGUAUGUGGGAGAAAGCUCACCAAAGAAGCUGCGUGGCUUUCUCACCUUGACCUGCUCCAUCUUCAUCGGUCUCGGUAAACUGUUGGGCCAGGUGGUUGGAAUCAAAGAGCUGAUGGGCACAGAGGACAUGUGGCCGUAUCUGCUGGCCGUGAGCGGCCUGCCUGCCAUCCUGCAGUUUGUGUCCUUACUGUUUUUCCCAGAGGCUCCGCGCUACCUCUACAUCGACAAGGGAGACGAGGAUGGCUGCAAGAAAGCCCUGCACUGGUUGUGGCAAGAAGAUGACCUGAAGCUGGAGCUGGAGGACAUGAUGAAGGAGAGGGAGAAAGCCCAGGGCGAGAAGGCCAAGACUGUACUGGACGUUCUGAAAUCUCGAUGCGUGCGCUGGCAGCUGCUGGCACUGGCGAUUCCCUGUGCCGGUGUCCAGUUCUGUGGCAUCAACGCGCUUUAUUUCUAUGCUUUUGACAUUUUCCGUGAAUCUGGAGUUGAAGAGAACAAGAUGCACUAUCUCUCCCUUGGCAUUGGAGCAACAGAACUGAUCACUGUAAUAAUCUGCGCAUUUGUGAUUGACCGAGCUGGCAGAAAGAAGCUCAUGGGCUUUGGUUACCUCAUGAUGGGUGUGAUAAUGUCCGUGCUGAUUGUCAUGUUGACAAUCAAGGAUAUGUACACCUGGGUUCCCUAUUUCAACAUCGCACUGAUCUUUUCUGUCAUCUGCGUCUAUGGCUUGGGACCAUCGGGGGUGUCCAUGUGCCUGCCAGCUGACCUCUUCCUGCAGGCUUGGCGUCCAUCAGCAUAUGUGGUUAGCGGCACCAUUAACUGGCUCAGCCUGUUUGUCAUUGGGAUGCUCUUCCCAUACAUUGUGGAGGGAUUGGGGCAGUUCUGUUUCCUGAUAUUCGUUGCAUACUGCAUCUUUAGCGCAGCAUUCAUGUUAUAUUUUAUCCCAGAAACAAAAGGAAAAACUAUGGUGGAGAUCACUGAAGACUUUAACAAAUUAAACUUUAAGAACAGGGGCACAGAAAUUGAGAAGGGAGACUUUGUACUUGCAACAAAGUUCUAGAAGCCUGUAUACACCAUAUUUAUUCUGAAUGUGUGUUUGUUCUUGGUAUUGUAAAUAUGCUGUGUGUCCCCUGAUAAAUUGUAACAUUUGAAUUUGCAUUUCCCCACAUGUAAAUCCUUUGACUAAUUUAAAUACAUGUUCUAAGACAUGUUCUUAAGACAAUGGUGCAUGUAACAUAGCCCGGAAUCUGAAAACAAAGAUUAAGCCUACAUUUUUACCCAAGCGUAGACUUUUUUUUUUACAAAAAAUUGUAAACAAUACAAAACAUAUUUCAAGUU
This is a messenger RNA of Alosa sapidissima (American shad), 1915 nucleotides long. RefSeq names its product solute carrier family 2, facilitated glucose transporter member 11-like. Gene Ontology annotation, molecular function: hexose transmembrane transporter activity. Bases 150 to 1637 code for a protein of 495 amino acids. Gene Ontology annotation, cellular component: membrane. Gene Ontology annotation, biological process: monosaccharide transmembrane transport. NCBI's taxonomy places the organism in Eukaryota, Metazoa, Chordata, Actinopteri, Clupeiformes, Clupeidae. The transcript is spliced from 12 exons. The record is from RefSeq and is a predicted model, not a curated record.